UUUCUCUUUCCCCAAUUUUGCGUCCCCAUCAGGGCGGAGCCCUUCCAGGAGAGUUUAAGUUCUCAGGUUGACUUCAGCCCUCAGCUGUGGGCCACAACACACAGUCUGGAAGCCUGUGAGGAUAUCAAUGGAUCAGAGCUCACCCUCCGAGGCCCCUGGCCCAAGUUGGGAGAUGGAAGGUAGUAGCUUCAUCAACAGCUGCAGGCCUCUGUUUGUGCCGAGUCUAGAUUUUCAGCCCUUAGAUGCAUCUGGAAUGGACAAAUAUGCCAAGAUGUCCACAGACGACGAGACCACACAGAGGAUUCCCUCCGCUCCUAUAUUCCAGUGCUUCAAACAAAAUAAAGUGAUGAUUUCAAAUGCAAUAAAAAAGCCAUUUCCUUUUCUUGAGAUACUCCGUGACAACGAUCUCAUCACUGAAAAAAUGUAUGAAGAUUUUAAAGAUUCCUGUGCAAACCUGGUUCCUGUACAAAACGUGGUCUACAGAGCCCUGGAAGAACUGGAGAAGAAAUUUGACCUGAAAGUUCUACUGGUAUUGUUCAGUCUUGGAAAUCUGAAUGAAUACCCUGAUUUGAAACCCAUUUCAGAGUCCAAAGACUUUAAAAAUGUCUUACCACAAUUGUGUUUUGGAGAAAUUGAUAGAGGGGACCCAAACUUGCAGCCAAGUCUUGAACAAGGUCCAAGAAUUCCCAUAUCGAACAAUAUGGAUAUUAGCAGUCCUAUGCUUCCAGUGACCUGUGGUACUGCUGAGGGGACUCUGUAUGUGGAGAAUUAUAAGAAAGGCAUCCAUGAGAAGAGUAUACAGAUUGCGAAUGGACAGUGGCUCACUCUCAAGGAGUUUGAAAUCAGCGGACAUCGUGAAAGAUCCAGGAACUGGAGACAAAGCAUACGUUGCUGUGGAUGCACCCUGGGAGAGUUGAUAAAGGUAGGACAUCUACCAGACUCACCUAGGACAAGGAGACAGGAAAGAAGGAAGGGACAGUAUGGCAGAGCACAUUUGAGAGUAGAGAAUUACUUUCGCUUCUCUUUUCCCCAUUUGGGCGGAGCCCUCUCUGCUGAGUUAGAGUUCAGGCUGACUUCCUGCUCUCGGCUGUGGGCCACAACUCAGGGUCUAGAAGCCUGUGAGGAGACCAAGGAUCAGAGCUCAGCCUUCUAUGACCCUGGCAGGAGUUGGGAGACAGAAGGUGGCAGCUUCAGCAACAGGAUGUUCACAGGACACAAGGACACAGAAUCUAUAUUCCUGCUCUUCAGAAUGCUUAAAUUGGACAUUUCAAGUGCAAUAAAAGAUUUAUUUCCUUUUCUAGAGGUCCUUCGUGACUACAAUGUCAUCAGCAAUAAACAGUAUGAAGGGAGGAGAAGCAGAGGCCUCAGGAGAUGGUCCUGCUUCUAUCUGAGGGGAAGGUGUUCCGUGUUCCUUUCUGGAAUCAGGGAUUUUCAAGAAUCCUUUGGAAACCUGAUCCCUGUACGAAAAGUGGUCUACAGAGUCUUGGAAGAACUGGAAAAGAAACAUGACCUGAAGGCUCUGAGGCUUUUGUUCUGUAAGCAAAAUAUGGAGGCAUACCCUGAUUUGGAACACAUUUUUAAAAGAUUUAAAAAUGUCUUACCACAGAACGAAUCAUGGUCCGAAGAAUUUGAUAGAAGGGACCCAAACUCACAGCUCAGUGUUGAACAAGGACCUGGUGACAGCUGCUCUCAAGAAAGCCUGACCUGGUCACCCUCAGGUCCCUCCUCAUCUGAAGACUGUAGAAGUAACAAUGGAAGAAAUACCAUCCUCAUCCAGGGAAACCAAACUAAGAAUCAUCAAUUCUCCAUCCCCCAGAUUCAGAAUGUUGUGAGUUUACAUGAAAAUGGACUCUCAGAAGACCUCUAUGAAAUAGUAGACACGAAAGAAGAUACCACCGGUGGCGACAUUGAUGGACUGCAAAAGCCCCAAGCAACCUUACUAAAAGGCCCAGGUUCUGAGCCAGCGGAGUCCUGUGAACUAGAAGUCCAACUGAGUGACAGAGAUACAGGCCUGGAGCCUCGCAUCCCAUUGCCCAGCAGCAACAAAAGAGCAGAGCUUCCCAGCCAUGGGAUCCACACUAGCCCCUGUUCUGUGCCUACGGAAAAUAUAAAGCAAGAAAAUUCUUCAUUUUUUUUGGAUGAUGAACAUCAGACUCAUGCAAGGACCGACCACAAUCAGGCCUCUGGGGUAAUAGACCUUACCAGCGAUGAUUCUGAUGAUGGACCCAGAGGCUCAGAGGAAUCCACCUCAGUCACCUGGCAGUCAAGAAUAUACAGUAGCUCCUCUUCUGAACUGAGUGCUGGGGAGGAAACUCAGGAAUACCUAAGAUGUGGAUCAGGUGUAGAAGAUCAGGACGCCCAGCCUUGGCCCUCGGGAUGUCAGCAAUCUGAUGACUACAAGCCUGCUCAUGUAGCCAGGGCUGGCUUCGAACUUGUGAUCCUCCUUUCACGUGUAUCUUCACCUACUCGAUCACAGUUCCAAGGAGUAGAUCUCAUCUUUGUGUGGCCUAAAAAGACAGACAAAAUUGGAAAAUGCGUAAUUCGGAACUUCAAAAUGCCAAUGGACACAAGCUGGAAAAAAGCUUACACGGGGAGAUGUAUCAACAGUUCUUCACAAAGAGGCAGAAAAAGAGGUCCAAGAAUUUCCAAACAAUACAAUGUGGAUUUUAGCCGUCCUGAGCUUCUAGUGACCUGUGGUACUGCUAAGGGGACUCUGUAUGUGGAGAAUUUUAAGAAAGGCAUCUAUGAGAAGAGUAUACAGACUGAGCCUGGACGUUGGUUGACUCCCAAGGAGUUUGAAAUCAAAGGAGAUCGCCAAAACUCCAAGAACUGGAGGCUAAGCAUACGCUGCCAUGGAUGGACCCUGGGAGAGUUGAUAAAGAAUGGAGCUCUACCAAACCCACGAGGGAAAAAGAAAAAGCUGGAAAAUUCAAGACAUUGUACAAAUUCAAGACAUUGUACGGUGUGCGGUGGACGACGGAAAUUGUGCCCUUGUGUUAGUUGUAGAAAAUUCUAUCAUAAAAAUUGCCACAUCCCACCUGUGGAAGACAAGAGUAGCCCAUGGACCUGUGUCUUCUGCAAGAUAAAGGAUCAGGCAAGGUGCCAAGAAAAUCAAGCAUUUCAUAAGGAAUCUGAGGUCCUGAAGAGGAUGAUGUUGCCUGAGGAGCAGCUGAAAUGUGAGCUGCUUCUCUUGACUGUCUAUCGCCAUUCAAAAAGUGCCUUUUUUAAACUCAAACCAAAGCAAAGGAAAAAAGAGUUUCCAGCCCUCCAGCAACACAUGUGGUUAGACAAAGUCAAGAAAAGGCUGAACGAUAAGGCAUACCACUCGGUACAACAUUUUGUUGCAGACAUGCGCCUCAUCUUUCAGAACCACAGCAUAUUUUAUAAAAAUUGCAGGAUGAGCAACCUUGGAGUCAAAGUAGGAAGUCUAUUUGAGGAGACUUUCAAAAGAGCUUUUUCAAUCCAAGGUACAGGCAAAUAACAUCAAACGUGUAAGCACACCGGUGGUUUUGUUCUCAUAGUCCUUUGUAUUCCGUCCAUCACCCAUCCCUCCAGCCGUCAACUGCACAGAGCUCAGAGAGCCCACCCUCCCCUCUGCCCUUCUGUGUAAAUGCCCUGCCACACUUCUGCUUCUGACUUUCUGUAUUGCCCUUCCUGUUCAAUUACCUUCCUAAAUAAAACUUAACAUUUGCAAUGUACAUCACAAUGGUGAACGGUCAGGUGCUGAGGGAGCCCACUGAGAAGGUGACUCGGGGAGCAAGACUGUACCCCUCCCCAAUUUUAAACCCAAGUAUGCUGCCCCAAAUGUCUCCAAAGCAUCUUUUCUAAGGAUGACCUGACCCUUUGAACCAGUGACUGAGUGGAGAUACCAACAAAACAGACCAAAUGUGAGAGCCCUGUCCUUGGGAAGAACUGGAAGGAGAGCCAUGACAAACAGAUAUUACAGUUGUUUAUCCUGUGGUGUAAAAAGGGAAGGAGAAGCCGGAGAGAAAUCUCAACUGUGAACUGUGGCUGACUGCUCAACGUCCACAGACAGUUUCUGCUGACUGCCGUGAGCAUCCAAUUUGAUGAUGUUGUCUCUCUGUUGCUGUUCAUUCUUCAACCUGGAACCUCACCGAAUGCUAACUCUGGUCUGCCCUGGACUCCACUGGGAACUCCAGACCCCACCCCCACCACCUCUGCAGUUCCCCCCUGGAUAUUCCAAGUACAUGAUGAGCAAUGUUCUGUUGUUCUCUCUACUCUUUUCCUUUGGCUUGUAACAUACUUAAUAAACUCAUCCAAAGCUGAAA
This is a messenger RNA of Myodes glareolus (Bank vole), 4289 nucleotides long. NCBI's taxonomy places the organism in Eukaryota, Metazoa, Chordata, Mammalia, Rodentia, Cricetidae. The record is from RefSeq and is a predicted model, not a curated record.